Oenanthe melanoleuca is the source of this 7231-nucleotide messenger RNA. RefSeq names its product mucin 6, oligomeric mucus/gel-forming (gene MUC6). NCBI's taxonomy places the organism in Eukaryota, Metazoa, Chordata, Aves, Passeriformes, Muscicapidae. The transcript is spliced from 41 exons. The record is from RefSeq and is a predicted model, not a curated record. Gene Ontology annotation, molecular function: protein binding. Gene Ontology annotation, cellular component: extracellular matrix. Bases 1 to 7176 code for a protein of 2391 amino acids.
AUGCUCCCAACACUGGUAUUGCUCAUCUUCUGCAGUUUCCUGCACUCUGCCGCUUUUGAAGGAAAUUAUUGGUCCUCCAUUUUUUACCAAAACCAGAAAGAAUCUCUGCAAAGAAUUUUGAGCAAGGACUCCUGUUCUACCUGGGGAGGAGGGCAUUUUUCAACCUUUGAUAAGUACCAGUAUGACUUCACUGGGACUUGCAACUACAUUUUUGCAACUGUGUGUGAUGAGACCAGCCCAGACUUCAACAUUCAGUUCCGUCGUGGGCUGGACAAAAAAAUUUCAAGGAUCAUUAUUGAGCUUGGACCUUCUGUUGUCAUUGUUGAGAAAGGCAGCAUUUCUGUCGGGAGUGUUGGUGUCAUUCAGUUGCCUUACACCAGCAAUGGAAUCCAGAUAGCACCUUAUGGACGCAACAUCCGCCUGGUAGCCAAGCUGAUGGAGAUGGAACUGGUGGUCAUGUGGAACAAUGAUGACUACCUCAUGGUUUUGGCUGAAAAAAAAUACAUGGGGAAAACAUGUGGAAUGUGUGGGAACUAUGAUGGUUAUGAACUGAAUGAAUUUGUGCGUGAAGGUAAAUUGUUGGAUACAUAUAAAUUUGCUGCGAUGCAAAAAAUGGAUGAUCCAUCAGAGAUCUGCCUGUCUGAGGAGAUACCAAUUUCCACCAUUCCUCACAAAAAAUAUGCCAUGAUCUGCUCUCAGCUACUUAAUUUGGUGUCCCCAACCUGCAGUGUGCCCAAGGAUAGGUUUGUCAUUCGUUGCCAACUCGAUAUGCAGGACUGCAGUGAGCCAGGACAAAACAAUUGCACUUGCUCUACACUGUCAGAGUAUUCCAGGCAAUGCGCUAUGUCACACCAAAUGGUGUUCAACUGGAGAACUGAAAACUUUUGCUCUGUGGGAAAGUGUUCAGCGAACCAAAUCUAUGAGGAAUGUGGUUCUCCAUGUAUUAAAACCUGUUCCAACCCAGAGUACAGCUGUUCCAGUCACUGUACCUAUGGCUGCUUUUGUCCAGAAGGAACUGUUCUUGAUGAUAUCUCAAAGAAUCGGACAUGUGUUCACAUUAGCCAAUGUCCAUGUACGUUGAAUGGGAAAACAUAUGCGCCUGGUGAGACAAUGAAAGCAGCUUGUAGGACCUGCGAAUGUGUGAUGGGUCAGUGGAACUGCAAAGACUUGCCCUGUCCUGGAAGGUGUUCACUGGAAGGAGGGUCCUUUGUUACCACGUUUGAUUCAAGGCCAUAUCGAUUCCAUGGGGUUUGCACUUAUGUUCUUAUGAAGAGUUCCAGCCUGCCACACAAUGGAACCCUAAUGGCUGUUUAUGAAAAGACUGGUUAUUCUCAUUCUGAGACAUCACUUAGUGCUAUAAUUUACCAAUCUACAAAGGACAAAAUUGUGAUUUCUCAAAAUGAUCUCCUUACUGAUGAUGCUGAACUUAAGCGGCUGCCUUACAGAUCAGGAGACAUCACUGUUUUCAGGCAGUCCUCCAUGUACGUUCAGAUGCAUGCAAACUUUGGGCUGGAACUUGCAGUUCAAACAGCACCUGUGUUCCAAGCCUAUGUGAAAGUUGGAUCACAGUUCAAAGGCAGAACACUAGGUUUGUGUGGCAAUUACAAUGGAGACACCACAGAUGACUUCAUGACUAGCAUGGAUAUCACUGAAGGGACAGCCUCCCUAUUUGUAGAUUCCUGGAGGGCAGGAAAUUGCCAUCCUGCCUUAGAGAGAGAGACUGACCCUUGCUCUUUGAGCCAACUGAACAAAAUAUCUGCUGAGACUCAUUGCUCCAUUCUGACCAAGAAGGGUACAGUGUUUGAGAAAUGCCAUGCUGUGGUGAACCCUAUUCCCUUCUACAAGAGAUGUGUCUACCAAGCCUGUAAUUAUGAAGAGACCUUUCCUUAUAUAUGUUCUGCUCUGGGAUCGUAUGCACGAGCAUGCAGUUCCAUGGGUUUAAUCCUUGAGAACUGGAGGAGCAGUAUGGACAAUUGCACCAUUACUUGCACUGGCAAUCAAACAUUCAGCUACAACACUCAGGCAUGUGACAGGACAUGCUUGUCACUCUCCAACCGGGCCCUGGAAUGCCAUCCGACUGAUAUUCCUGUUGAAGGCUGCCAGUGUCCUAAAGGAUUGUACCUGAACCACAAGAAUGAGUGUGUUCGUAAAUCUCAUUGUCCCUGCUACUUAGAGGACAGAAGGUACAUCCUGCCUGACCAGUCAACAAUGACUGGUGGGAUCACCUGCUACUGUGUUAAUGGGAGGCUAAGCUGCACAGGCAAACCUCAAAAUCCUGCAGAAAGCUGCAAAGCUCCUAAGAAAUACAUAUCAUGUUCUGACAAUUUAGAAAACAAGUAUGGAGCUGCAUGUGCCCCUACCUGUCAGAUGCUGGCUACUGGAAUUGAAUGUAUACCCACAAAGUGUGAAUCAGGCUGUGUCUGUGCUGAUGGCCUCUAUGAAAAUCUCGAUGGCAGGUGUGUGCCAGCUGAGGAGUGUCCAUGUGAAUAUGGUGGCCUUGCUUAUGGAAGAGGUGAACAAAUCCAGACUGAAUGUGAGAUCUGCACUUGCAAAAAAGGCAAAUGGAAAUGUGUUCAGAAAACAAGGUGUUCCUCCACCUGUAAUCUGUAUGGAGAAGGCCACAUUACCACCUUUGAUGGACAGCGCUUUGUGUUUGAUGGCAACUGCGAAUACAUAUUAGCUACGGAUGGCUGCAGUGUUAACAGACCCAUUUCCUCUUUCAAAAUUGUUACUGAGAAUGUCAUCUGUGGGAAAUCAGGAGUUACGUGCUCCAGAUCCAUCAGCAUUUACCUUGGGAAUCUGACAAUCAUACUGAGAGAUGAAACCUUUGCUAUUUCUGGGGAAAAUCCUGGUGUACAAUACAAAGUGAUAAAGAACGCCCUUCACCUGAUGUUUGAUAUCAUUAUCCCAGGAAAAUACAACAUGACCCUUAUUUGGAAUAAGCACAUGAACUUUUUCAUCAAGAUCUCCAGAGAAACACAGGAAACGAUCUGUGGUUUGUGCGGGAACUAUAAUGGCAACAUGAAGGAUGACUUUGAAACUCGAAGCAAAUAUGUGGCAUCAAAUGAGCUGGAAUUUGUCAACUCUUGGAAAGAGAAUCCCCUCUGUGGGGAUGUGUACUUUGUAGUGGACCCCUGUAGCAAGAACCCUUAUCGUAAAGCAUGGGCAGAAAAGACAUGUUCCAUCAUCAACAGCCAAGCUUUUUCUGCCUGUCACAAUAAGGUGAAUCGGAUGCCCUACUAUGAGGCCUGUGUGCGAGACUCCUGUGGUUGUGACAUUGGAGGGGACUGUCAGUGCAUGUGUGACUCCAUUGCAGUCUAUGCCAUGGCCUGCUUGGAAAAAGGCAUCUGCAUUGACUGGAGGACACCCGAGUUCUGUCCUGUCUAUUGUGAAUAUUACAAUUCUCAUAAAAGAACAGGAAUUGAUGAUGCUUUUUCCCAUGGCUACAAUGAUGACAAAUGCUAUUGGCACUACAGGCCUUGUAACUGUCCAAAUCAAAACUACAAAUAUGUCAAUAUGGAAGGCUGUUACAACUGCUCUCAUGAUGAAUACUUUGACCAUGAAGAGGAAAGGUGCAUGCCAUGUGGACAAGUAAACGUUACCACCACACCCGAACCAUCUUCUCCUUCACCAGUAACAACGGUGCAGCCUAAAGUAACAAAGAGCUCUACCACAAGCACACUACUAACAGAACCUAGUACUUCUUCUGCAACAGCUGUAUCAGUUGAGACUACUGAGACUACAAAUCCAACAAUAACUGCAAAAAUUACAAUUCCAAAAACUUCACCCUCACAACCUCUUGUCACAGUCAAGUCAACAACUGAGAGUGAGGGAACCGAAGCAACCACUCUGCACUACCCAGAAGUUGUCACCCACAUAAGAACAACGUUGACACCGCCUGUGCAGCACCUUGUCACACAGACACAGACCACCCCUGCCAUGUCCACCAGCAGCACCUCUGUCCUGAGAGAGACCAGCCCUGCCACCAGCCCAGAAGUUCCACUGACAAGGACAUUUCCAAGCUCUAGCUCUUUGCUUGUCACCUCAGCCUCGUCUGCUUCUUCCCUCUCCUCAACACAGCUGGGAACAUCAUAUCCUGCAAGGGAGCCAACCAGAGCUAAGACACCAACUACUAAAGUAGUAACAGCCUUCACCCAUCAAGUGCCACAUGCUGAGACAGCUGUAACCACAGAGAAGACCACGGCCUCCACGUCCAUCAGCAGCACCUCCAAGACCUCUGUCUCCACAGGGCCCAGCCCAGCAAGCAGCACAGGAGCCCCUCUGGAAACAACCUCUGCACAUCCCAGCUCUCCACCUGCCCCCAGCAGCCCGCUCAGCACAAGGCUGCCCUCCACUGCCACCACUUCCACAGGCUCCUCCACAGCAGCUGCCAGCACCAGCCCCAGGCCUACAUCCUCUGCACCCACCACAGCCAAAACCAGCACGCUGCCAUUGCCUGCUUCUUCUCCCUCCUCAACUGUGUCCUCAACAUGGCUCAGCUCCUCACAGCCUGCCUUCACCCACGAAGAGUCUGCUGUGCCACACACUGGGACACCUGUGACCACACACAAGACCAGCACAGCCACGUCCAUCAGCAGCACCUCCAAGACCUCUGUCUCCACAGGGCCCAGCCCAACAAGCAGCACAGGAGCCCCUCUGGAAACAACCUCUGCACAUCCCAGCUCUCCACCUGCCCCCAGCAGCCCGCUCAGCACAAGGCUGCCCUCCACUGCCACCACUUCCACAGGCUCCUCCACAGCAGCUGCCAGCACCAGCCCCAGGCCUACACCUACAACCCUGAGGCCCAGGCCCUCUUCCCCAACAACCCAAGCUGUAAAGGAGUCUCCUGUAACAGAGUCCUCUGCACCCACCACAGCCAAAACCAGCACGCUGCCAUUGCCUGCUUCUUCUCCCUCCUCAACUGUGUCCUCAACAUGGCUCAGCUCCUCACAGCCUGCCUUCACCCAUCAAGUGCCACAUGCUGAGACAGCUGUAACCACAGAGAAGACCACGGCCUCCACGUCCAUCAGCAGCACCUCCAAGACCUCUGUCUCCACAGGGCCCAGCCCAGCAAGCAGCACAGGAGCCCCUCUGGAAACAACCUCUGCACAUCCCAGCUCUCCACCUGCCCCCAGCAGCCCGCUCAGCACAAGGCUGCCCUCCACUGCCACCACUUCCACAGGCUCCUCCACAGCAGCUGCCAGCACCAGCCCCAGGCCUACAGCUACAACCCUGAGGCCCAGGCCCUCUUCCCCAACAACCCAAGCUGCAAAGGAGUCUCCUGUAACAGAGUCCUCUGCACCCACCACAGCCAAAACCAGCACGCUGCCAUUGCCUGCUUCUUCUCCCUCCUCAACUGUGUCCUCAACAUGGCUCAGCUCCUCACACCUUUCAGCCUUCACCCACGAAGAGUCUGCUGUGCCACACACUGGGACACCUGUGACCACACACAAGACCAGCACAGCCACGUCCAUCAGCAGCACCUCCAAGACCUCUGUCUCCACAGGGCCCAGCCCAACAAGCAGCACAGGAGCCCCUCUGGAAACAACCUCUGCACAUCCCAGCUCUCCACCUGCCCCCAGCAGCCCGCUCAGCACAAGGCUGCCCUCCACUGCCACCACUUCCACAGGCUCCUCCACAGCAGCUGCCAGCACCAGCCCCAGGCCUACAGCUACAACCCUGAGGCCCAGGCCCUCUUCCCCAACAACCCAAGCUGUAAAGGAGUCUCCUGUAACAGAGUCCUCUGCACCCACCACAGCCAAAACCAGCACGCUGCCAUUGCCUGCUUCUUCUCCCUCCUCAACUGUGUCCUCAACAUGGCUCAGCUCCUCACACUCUGCUUUCUUCCUGGCAGCCUUCACCCAUCAAGUGCCACAUGCUGAGACAGCUGUAACCACAGAGAAGACCACGGCCUCCACGUCCAUCAGCAGCACCUCCAAGACCUCUGUCUCCACAGGGCCCAGCCCAGCAAGCAGCACAGGAGCCCCUCUGGAAACAACCUCUGCACAUCCCAGCUCUCCACCUGCCCCCAGCAGCCCGCUCAGCACAAGGCUGCCCUCCACUGCCACCACUUCCACAGGCUCCUCCACAGCAGCUGCCAGCACCAGCCCCAGGCCUACAGCUACAACCCUGAGGCCCAGGCCCUCUUCCCCAGCAACCCAAGGUGUAAAGGAGUCUCCUGUAACAGAGUCCUCUGCACCCACCACAGCCAAAACCAGCACGCUGCCAUUGCCUGCUUCUUCUCCCUCCUCAACUGUGUCCUCAACAUGGCUCAGCUCCUCACAGCCUGCCUUCACCCACGAAGAGUCUGCUGUGCCACACACUGGGACCCCUGUGACCACACACAAGACCAGCACAGCCACGUCCAUCAGCAGCACCUCCAAGACCUCUGUCUCCACAGGGCCCAGCCCAACAAGCAGCACAGGAGCCCCUCUGGAAACAACCUCUGCACAUCCCAGCUCUCCACCUGUCCCCAGCAGCCCGCUCAGCACAAGGCUGCCCUCCACUGCCACAUCUCCAUUCUCUUCUCCUUUUACACCAACUGUCAGCACAGUGUCUGUUCCUACAUCCCUGACUACUUCCACAUUUAGCUCUGCUGAGAGCACCACAUAUUCUUACUUCCAAAACACCACAUCGAAUCCAUAUGUCAAAACAUCUUCAUCAGCUGUCCCUACCAGUGUCUCUGCCCAGUCCAGGCCAGCGUUGAUCCCAACUGUUUUGUCUACAACCAUUACCUUUGCUCCCCAUGUUAUCACUACGGCUUCUACAGAGUCUGUUGAAAGGAGUUCCCUGCAAACAACCACACUGACCACUGCCCGCACGACAUCAACUCCUCCUCUCACCUCUGGACUUUCAACAUCCCUGUCCUCUGUUGUGCCAUCAAGUGUGCCACACGAGCCUUGUAGAGAAGUUGAAUAUGAAGAAGAAAUAACUUACAAAGGCUGCUCCACAAAUGUCACUUUGAGCCGAUGUGAAGGAUCAUGUCCAUCUUCAACAAAGCUGGAUGUUGAGAAGAUGACUGUCACCACAGCAUGUGGCUGCUGUAGGCCACUUGAACUUCUUAAGAAGCAAUUCCAACUACCAUGCCAAGACCCAGAUAAACCUGGAAGGAAGCUCGCCACAGAAAUAAUUGUAUUUAGUGGCUGCAUGUGUAACUUUGACAGUUGUACACAGUAGUCAGACCUGAUGGCUGCAGAUACCAUUUUUUGUAAUUAAACCCUGAUCACAAGUU